CCUCAGAGCAGUGUUGUGUGACUGAUGAUGUCUGGUGUGGAUCUCAGGCAUCCUAGGAAGAAAAUAAAAAACGUUCCUAUUACUUCAGUAAAACUCAGGGAGAGCAAGUGGACUUCUCAUGUACAUUUAAUUCAAAGUAAAUAAGGCUUUCCUUUUUGAAAAUAGGCACCUAAAUAUUCAUGUGGUCAUAGUAAGCUUUAAAAAUGAUCAUCAACACAGCCCCUGUCAUCCACUGUAGUUGAGUACUGCUGGAGAUACAGCAUCUUAUUGAAUUUUAAAUCCCCCCCCCUUAUAUCACCUAGCGUGUAGCCUACAUCUUUUUAAUCCUCUUUCUAUUUAUGUCAUUUUAUAGAAAGUGAUCUUAACAAAACGUGGCUGGCAAGAUGUCAGCAUUAAAGCAUCAGCAUAUGAGAGGAAGCAGAUUGAGGGAAACGGGAACGGAACGCACUCCCUUGUUUUCUUUUUUUUUCAUGUGGUGUCCCUUGCUAAAUCCUCCGUGUGGAAACCACAUCCUCCGCCGCGUUUUACACCCGCUCGCUGUCAUUCGUCCAAGGCGAGCCAGCCGGUGUGAUCGUGGCACUGGCGGAGUGGAGGAGCGAGAGCCGCAUGUAAAUGAACACCUCCACCUUCGUGUUGCUGUCACCUGAGGAUCCACCGGGACAAAUUGACUGUCCCGUCCUCCUCCUCGGCGAGCUGACCUUUAAGGUUUUGUGCGCAGAUAAAAAGGUUAAACUGCACUACUUUGGACUGAACGCUGGCCGCUAAUCGCUGCCGUGUGGCGCCGCCGUCUCUCGCUACAACACGAAGAGUGCCCCUCUGCUGCCAUCUGCUGACCAUGCGGAGUGUGUGUGCGGUGGUCCUGGCACUCGCCGCUGCCGCCCUCAGCUCUGCAGACUCCGACAUGCACAGGCCGAGACACGACUCGAACCUGGAGAUCUAUAAGCGGCUGUUUGAGACCAAGAGGAAAGAUCAGCUGAACGCGCUCAAGAAUCUGGUUGAGCUGAACGACAUCAACCAGCAGUACAAAAUCAUAGACAUCAUGCUCAAAGGACUCUUCAAGGUGUUGGAGGACUCGAGACAAAUCCUGGUUGCAGCCAACAUGCACCCUGACGACCCGUUCCCCAUGGAUGAUAAGAUCAAAGAAGCUUACUCCCAUGUGGUGGAGAAUACAGCAUUCUUUGGUGACGUGGCGUUGCGUUUUCCCCGUAUUGUGCACCACUACUACGACCGGAACGCUGACUGGGGAGGUCUACUACGCUGGGGGCUGAAUUUCUGUAACCAGACAGGGGUUUUCACUGGAGGAGCCCACCAACACGUACUCACACUUAUGUCACAGGAGCUGGGAAUAACAGAGAAAUCCCCAGACUUUAUGAAUCCUUACCGCACAGAGAGAGACGAUGUGCUUCACACCGCUGAGGCUUUCCAGAAGAUCCUGAGGGAGGAAGAGAAGAGGAGGAGGAAGGAAGAGAAGAGGAAAGAAAUCAGGAAAGGCCCUCGCAUCUCCCGCUCUCGCAACGAGCUAUAGCGCCGCACCUCAGUGCUGGCGGAGAGCAGAGCAGAGAAGAGGAGAAGAAGAAGAAGAAGGAGCAUACGCACAGUCCACAAGGGAUGGCUUGACUUGUAGACGCUGAUGACAGUGAAGGAAGUCAAAGCUGUCCUCACUUGUACAAAAGCAAGGUGCUCAAGAGAGGAACCCUCAAUGUGACACAAAAAAAGAAGUGAAGUGGAGGUUAGUCAGUUUCUGACAAAGGCCUGUAUUGCUGUACUUCUACAGUGAUUUAUAAUUGGAAAAUCUAACGUUGUACAAGAGGUAAAAGACGCCUCGGGGAUAAGAGUUGAUAAGGGAAACUCAUUUUUGAUAACUUAAAGAUUACAUAACUGUACUUUGGAAUAUAAUUCAUUUUAGUAUAAUAAAUUUGCUUCAAAACUUUGCAAAUACCACUGUAUUGUGUCUGGUCUAGAUUUAAUGUGUCUAAAACCCAUAUGCUUUAAAUACGUGUGGGUGCCAAAUAUAAAUUUGACUUCACCUCAUUAAAUGCAGACAGUUUCUGAUUAGGUUAAGCUUGAAAUGAUGAUGGAAUAUAGUUUUAUGUUAAUCUUUUUUUGUGUGUUUUUAAGUAAUUCUUAUUUUAUCACUGUCACAGGGAUCGUCCAUGAAUUUUCCGUUUACAUACUGUAUUUGGCAAUCUCUCAGUAGUUUUAAGUUCUUUUUACACCAGUCCCUGUAGUUGUUAGUCAAUACAAGUUAUUUUAUCCUGUUGGAAAAACUGUCAUUCACAAAUACAGUAUGUGACCCUUCAUCCUGCAGCCCUGCAUCUGUUUCUUUGUUAUGCAUAAAAAGUCGGUUGUAUAGUUGUUGUUUUUUCUGGAAAGUAACAUAUUUUAAUGGUUUAGAUCUAUGGAACUGAGAUUGAUGUAAUUUUGAAAUAGUAUUACGACUGUUAAAAAACUAUAUGUAUAUUCAGAGAAAGAAUAUCAUUGCUGCAGAAUGAACAAGCCAUUUUGUUAUUUACUGAAAUAAAGUGACUGAUAUGUACAAAGAAAA
Thunnus maccoyii (southern bluefin tuna) is the source of this 2545-nucleotide messenger RNA. Its product is annotated as coiled-coil domain-containing protein 134-like. Bases 836 to 1525 code for a protein of 229 amino acids. Lineage: Eukaryota; Metazoa; Chordata; Actinopteri; Scombriformes; Scombridae. The record is from RefSeq and is a predicted model, not a curated record. The transcript is spliced from 7 exons.